Sus scrofa (pig) is the source of this 11100-nucleotide messenger RNA. It is a transcript of the gene STN1, whose product is annotated as STN1 subunit of CST complex. Gene Ontology annotation, cellular component: CST complex. The record is from RefSeq and is a predicted model, not a curated record. Lineage: Eukaryota; Metazoa; Chordata; Mammalia; Artiodactyla; Suidae. Gene Ontology annotation, biological process: telomere capping. Gene Ontology annotation, molecular function: single-stranded telomeric DNA binding.
UGGGCCCCACCCCCCACGCCGGACCGCACGCCGGGAGGGCCAGCGGGGGCCCGGGCCGUGCGCUCCAGCUCUGGGCGGGGCCGGCGGCACGGCCUCCAGACCGUGAGCGCCGGCGGCCUCCUAGCGCCGGAAAGCCGGGCCUGCGCGCUCGGGAGACCUGCGGGCUAGCGGCGCGGGCGUGACGGGCGGGGCAACUAGCGGGUCUGCUUUUCGUUUCCUUUUCCUCCUUCUCGCAGUCUCAUCCCGGGCACCGGAAGGUGCAGGGGCAGAGCCUCGGACAGACCCACCCUCUCUGCCCCUCUUGUGUCUGGCCGCGAGGGCGCCCAUUCCUCUUUGGACCCACCCAUUAAAUCGGUUUCAGGGUACGCCUGUAUGGCUCUCUCUCCCCAAAGUGAAAGUUGGUGUUUAACCGUUUCAAAAUUGGUACUUUUUGGAGAAGGAGAAACACUCCCGUGGGGCAGAAAUUCCUGGGGAAGAGCUUCAGGAACUCACAGGUCCUCAGGCAAAGAACGCCUCUUUCCUCAGGCCCUUGAUCUUCGACUCUGGGUUGGCUGGAGGCCUCCUGAUGCAGUGAUGCAGUCUGAAUCCAGCCGGUGUGAAGAGGAACCGCCUUCCCUUUUGUGGGGUUUGGAUCCAGUGUUUCUAGCCUUUGCCAAACUCUACAUUAGGGAUAUCCUGGACUUGAAAGAGUCCCGCCAGGUGCCAGGUGUAUUUUUUUACAACGGGCAUCCAAUAAAACAGGUAGAUAUCUUGGGAACUGUAAUUGGAGUGAGAGAAAGAGAUGCUUUCUACAGUUAUGGAGUGGAUGAUAGCACUGGAGUUAUCAACUGCAUCUGCUGGAAAAAGUUGAAUAAUACCGACUCCUCAUCAGCUACAGCUGCUACAAAUGCAAGAGAGCUGAGCUUAACCUCACAGCUUAAGAAGCUGCAGGAAACCAUUGCGCAGCGAUUAAAGAUAGAAAUUGGGGACCUUGUCCAGAUCAGAGGUCACAUCCGCACGUACAGAGAAGAACGAGAAAUUCAUGCCACCGUUUAUCAUAAAGUGGAUGAUCCAGUGUGCAACAUUCAAAUCGCAAGAAUGCUCGAGCUGCCCACCAUCUACAGGAAAGUUUAUGACCAGCCUUUCCACCACCCAGCCCUGGAGAAAGAAGAGGCCCUGAGCAGCAAUCCAGGCGCCUUGGACCUCAACAGUCUCACAUGUCUGCUGAGCGAAAAAGCUAAAGAAUUCCUUGUGGAGAACCGAGUGCAAAGCUUUUACCAGCAGGAGUUAGAAACGGUGGAGUCCUUGCUGUCGCUGGCCAAACAGCCCGUGGUUCACAGCACCCGCCCUGGGCAGGUGGAUUUUAAAAAUGACACCACCUCCAAGGCAAUUCAUAGUAUAUUUAAGAAUGCUAUAAAGCUGCUACAGGAAAAAGGAUUCGUUUUCCAGAAAGAUCGUGGUUUUGAUAACUUAUUCUAUGUAACUAGAGAAGACAAAGAAUUGCACAGAAAGAUCCUGCAGAUCAUUCAAGAGGACUGCCAGAAACCAAAUCGUAAGUGGUGUACUGUACAUGUGACCCAGUGCCCUAGAAGGGGAUGUUCCCUCCUGGAGAGCCCUGGACAGAGAGGCAGGAGACCUGGUGCUUUCCCCAAAACAGCCUGGAAGCAUGCCGGUCAAGGCUGCUGCCCCCUCUCUGAGCCUCAAUUUCCUCUUCUCCAAAGUGAGUGUUAGCCCCACACAGCUGUUCUGACCUGGGCUACACGUAAGAGUCAACCUUGGGGCUUUUUUGAACAUACAACACUCAGGUCCCAGCCCUAGGGAUUCUCGUUCAUGGGAGGCUGGACAGGUGAGCUCCUCCAGCAGUGCUUCUUCAAUGAGGUAAGCCGCUAGACUAGGACUUUCUGAUGUCCUUCUGGUUCAUGUUCUCUCCAAUUUGUGUUAUUUCUUCCACUUUUUCCUCUUAUCUCUGAACCCAAGCCUAACAUUCCCCUCUCUUCUGAUAGCAAGACCUUCAGUGUUGGGAGAAAUGGUUCUAGACAUUAUGUUGGUGAACAGUGUAAUCCAGUCACCUUGAAAGCUGAUAAUUUGCAAAAGAUGUGGUUUCAAAAAUAGUUGGUGGAGUUAGGUCAGCCCCUAGUGGUUAGAAACUCAAACUGUAGAUGUUACCAUUUGCACACUAGUUAGAAAGAGAAGGAAGCAUUAGUCCUAUCUUUAAAUCCUGUGUAAACUAAUCGCUCUUAAAGGUAACUCAACAAAGUCUACCAUUUGCAAACAUAUGCUAAUAACAGAUGUUGACAUAUGUCAACAAAUGAUGCGAGAAGAAAAGUGGGAAGGCUUCUUUCUGCUUCCUUUCUCUCCAAAAACAUCCACCUCCAGUCCCUAAAGCCCAUAUAUCCCUGGGCUUGGACCUAUUCCAGGCUGAGUCAGUGGGUGGAGCUGGACCAGGGCUCCGGCCUUGGUGUUCACGGUAUGCAGCCCUAUUUAGCCUUUAAGGACCCAUGAGGUCACCUCCCAGAGUGGUGUGACAACAGCUCUUAAAAUAAACUGAAAGCAAUCUAUUACUUUAAUGCAAGGUUUCUAACUAUUAUUCAUUUCAUUCAGAACAAGAAGGACAAGUAUCCUUUAAUUAGAGGAAAAGCUACCUAUCCACAAUUUAAGGAGCUUUUUGGAACAGUGAAUUGUGGAGUCCUUAACUAAGAAGGGAUAAGAGGAGAGGCUGGUCCCCAGAUGACAUUCCAGCUAGUCCCAGGCCAUCUGGCCAGAUUCUUAUUUCGAUGUAUUUUAAGAACAGGGUGGAUUAAAAUAAUCCUAGGGCCUGUGAAGCAAAUGAAGGCAAUUCACACUUCAUUUCUUAGGAGACUCAAACAGCCUCAGUGACCUUAGGGCCUAUAAAGUGGCAGGAUUUAUACCCGCUUCUAAUCUACGGGCCAGCUCCUGCUUCAUUGAGUGUAUGUGUCAAGGGAGACAGGCUCUGCCACUCAGUCUGUAAACAGGAGCCUCUAAAAAUCAUAUGCCUAUUCCCUGGAACUAGUAAAUUCCCAGGAGCUAAAUUCUGGAGCAUGAGCAACUGAGUCUGCCAACAAAAAUGCCUUGUAGGGACUGUCCUGCAGCCACUCCUUUUCGUAGGAAAUAUCUAUGACAUUAAAAAUUAUUCUGAAUAAUAUAUGUAUAGGGUAGAAAGUCCAAAAGUACAAAAAUACACACAGAAAAGUCAGACUCCCUGCCAGCACAGAGUUCCCCUUUCUACAUGGAGCCUAGGGUUGUUACUAGUUCCUGGCAUAUCCUUCUACAGAUGUUAUAUGCACUUAUAAACAUAUUUGAAUAGUUUGUCUUUUCUAAAAAGCACAAGUAAAGCUUAGCAUAAAAUACUCCAUGUUUCAUGCUUUUUAUUUUAAAUCUAACAUUGGCAUGUAGAGAUCGCUCACAACAGUACAUAGAAAAGUGCCUGUCUUUUUAAUAGCUGCACAGUAUUUCACUAUAUAUAUUGAUAGAUAGUCAGCCAUUUAUUUAACCAUUCCUACUGAACCUUUAGUAGGUUUCCAGUCUUUCAUACAGAACAUAGCAUUGAGUUUUCCUUAGCAGGAUGAUUGGUAGGAGAACUUAAAAUCUUUAUAGUCACUUAUGGGUAUUUCAGCAAAGGGUCAAUGUACAAAAAUGAAAAAACUCUAAAUAGGGGCUGGUUUUAGAUCCUUAAAGCACGGAUCCUGGCCUUAUCUAAAGAUAGGCCACAUGGCAUAGUCUGGAGCCCCUUGCCUGGGUUUGAAGCCCAGCUCUGCCACUUUGUAGCUAUGUGGCCUUGGGUAAUUCCGUGCCUCAGUUUCUUUACAUAAAAAAUAGGGAUAAUAAUAGUACCUACAUGGCAGGUUGUUAUAAGGCAACAAUUUGGUGUUUUAUAAAACUCUUGGUUAUAUGGCAGAGUAGGAAGCACCAGGAUUCCUCCCCUCCACUUAAGACAAUAACUGCUGUAGCUAUUUGGGAACUCUGGAGUCUGUCAAAGCUAGCAACUUCCAGAGGAAGAUUUGGACAGUAAAUUGGGGGUAAUUUUAGUCAGUUUUCAGAUUUUAGUAGCAGCUCCCCAUCCUCUACUCCCAGCUCUGUGGCAGGCAGCUGCGCAUGUGUUUCUGGAGCAGCUUGUGGAGAGCUUGCAGGAGGUAGGAUGAGCAGAAAGGACCCAGUUCUCUGUAUAUCAGGAGUCUGUGUUCUGCUCACUAACUGCUGCUUCUAAUCACAGAGAUGCAGACAGAGAGGUGGGGGGACCAUUGUUGCAAGCCCCUCACCAACAGCUGAAGUUAAAAGACUUUUUAACUUCCUUUUUCUUUUUUACCCCUUUUGUAGCCAGAGAAGAAAAAGUAGGGCACUCAAAAGCAGCUUCAUAUAUGGGGAAAAUUAAAAAGUGAUCGCACAUGCCCAGGAUAAGGGACAGGCUCAAAAACAGACCUGAGAAGACCUUAGGUUUCCAUUUCAGGCUGAUCCUUGGCACAAAGACAGCCUACAAUGACCCCAAACAUAAAAACAGUAACAAAAAAGAGCAAACAUCAAGGAAGGGAAAGAAUCUAAUCUCCAGAGUUCAUUAUAAGAUUCAAAUGUCCAAUUUGCAAUUGAAAAAGAAAGACAUACAAAGAGAUAGGAAACUAUCGCCCAAAAGAAAGACAUACAAAGAGAUAGGAAACUAUUGCCCAUUCUAAGGAAAAAAUAUUAAAGUAACAGAAAAUGUCCCUGAAAAAGACCCGAUGGCAGAUCUAUUACACAGUCUUAAAACAACUCUCUUAAAGAUGUUCAAGGGAAUGAUGGAUGAACAAAGUGGAAAAUAGCACUAAAGAGAUUAAAAAAAAAAAAAAACUAGAAAGAAACCAACAAGAAAUCUGGAGCUAGAAAGUAUAAUAACUGAAUUGAAAAUUUUACUAAAGUGAUUUAGAGGCAGUUUUAAAAGCAGGUAAAAGAAAGAAUCAGCAAGAUUCUGAAGAAAAGUGAACAGAACCUAGGGGACUUGUAGGACAUCAUCAAAUGGACCAACAUACACAUGGGGGGAGUUCCACAAGAAAGGGCCAGAGAGAAUAUUUGAAGAAAUAUCCCUAGUACAAUGAAAGACAUGCAUAUGAACAUCUAAGAAGCUCAGUGAACCCCAAUUAAAAAGAACUCAAGGAGAUCCACACCAAAACACAGUAUAAUAAAACAUUUGAAAAGCAAAAGCAAAGAGAAUCUUGUUGUCAGAAAGAGAAAAGCAACUUCUCACAUACAAGGGAUCAUUGAUAAGAUUAUCUGAUUUCUUAUCAGAACCUUUGGAGGCCAGAGGCAGUGAGUUGCUAUAUUCAAAGUGCUAAAAGAAAAAAACUGUAAACCAAGAAUCUUAACAUCCUGCAAAACUAUCCUUCAAGAGUGAGGGUGAAAACAAGGCUUUUCUAAUUAAACAAAACCUGAGGGGGUUUGUGACUGCUAGACUUUCCUGCAAGAGAUGCUCAAUGGAGUCCUGCAGAGUAAAGUAAAGGGACACUAGACACUAACAUGAAGCCUAUGGAGAAAUACAGAUCCCAGUUGAAGGUAAGUACAUUGGCAAUGACAGAGGCUAGUAUUAUUGCAACAGUGCUUUGUAACUACACUUUUUCUUCAUGAUUUAAGAGACUAACACAUUUAAAGAAAAAAAUUCUUGUAAAGCUAGUAUUACUGUAACUUGGGUUUCUCACUGUAUAAUUUGAGACUAAUGCAUUUAAAAGAAUUCAUGUGACAUCAACAACUGAAAGGACUGGAGACAGACCUGCAAAAGAGAAGAGCAGAGAUUUUAUAUAUUAUUGAAGUAAAAGUGGAAUAAAUUCAAAUUAGAGUGUUAUAACUUCAGGAUGCUAGAUGUAGUCCCCAUGGUAACCACAAAGAAAAUAGCUCUAGAAUAUUCACAAAAGGAAAUUGUAAACAUUUCAUUGCAAAAAAACCCCACAACUAACCAUAAAAGAAGACAGUCAUGCAGGAAUUGAGGGACCAAAAGCUAGAAGGCAUAUAGAAAACAAAUAGCAAAAUGACAGAAUAAGUCCCUCUUAUCUGUAAUCAGGUUAAAUGUAAAUGGAUUUAAUUCACCAGCCAAAAAGACAGGAAUUGACAGAAUGGAUUUGAAAAAGAAAAAUUUAACUAUAUACUAUCCGCAAGAGACUCAUUUUAGAUCCAAAGACACAAAUACAUUGAGAGUAAAAGGACAGAAAAAGAUGUUCCAUGCAAACAGUAACCAAAAGAGAACAGGGACAGCUCUGCUAAUAUCAGACAAAAUAGACUUUAAAGCAAAAUAUUUACAAGAGACAAAGAAGGACAAUAUAUGUUGAUAAAAGGUUCAACACAGCAAGACAGAAGUUUGAAACAUUAUGUACCUUUGACAGACCAUCAAAAUAUAUGAAGCAAAAACUGACAGAAUUAAAAGGAGAAGUGAACAAUUCUAUAGUAAUGUUGGAUACUUUGGUACUCCACUCUCAAUAAUGGACAGAACAACUAGACAGAAGAUAAGUUAGGAAAUAGAGGACUUAAAUAAUACAACAACUCAGUUAGACCUAACAGACGUACACCAAACACCAUACCCGACAACAGCAUGCAUAUUCUUCUCCAGGGUACAUGGGGUCUUUUCCAGAAGAGACCAUGUUAGACCACUAUUAGAUCUCAGUAGAUUUUAAAAGAUAGUUGUCAUGCAAAGUAUCUUCUCUGACCACAGUGGGAUGAAUUUAAAAGUCAAUAACAGAAGUAAAACUGAAAAAUUAGCAAAUUUAUGGAACAAAACAGUCUUAACCAAUAGAUCAAAGAAGAAGUCACAUCAGAAAUUAGAAAAUACUUGGAGGUGAAUGAAAAAAAAAAAAAACAAACAUAACAAAACUUACGAGACAGAAAAAGCUGUGUAUAAAGGGGAACUUUAUAGCUAAGAACACUUGCAUAACUGUACAAUUUAAGGAACUAGAAAAAAGAAAGUAACUCAAAGCUAGCAGAAGGAAGGAAAUAAUAAAGGUUAGAGCACAGAUAAAUGAAAUAGAGAAUAGAAAAACAUAAGAGAAAAAUCAAUGAAACAAAAAGUUGGUUCUUUGAAAAGAUCAGCCAAACUGUCAAACCUUUAGUUAGGUGGACUAAGAAAAAAGAAAACUCAGAUUACUAAAAUCCUAAAUGAAAGGAGUUCUCUGGUGGCCUAGGGGUUAAGGAUACAAUAUUGUCACUGCUAUGAUUCAGGUCACUGCUGUGGCACAGGUUUGAUCGCUGGCAUGGGUUUGAUUCUUGGCCUGGGAGCUUCUGCAUGUCACAGGCAUGGCAGAAGAAAGGAAGGAAAGGAGGGAGGGAGGAAGGAAGAAAGAACAGGAAGGAAGGUAUGAAAGAAAAAUGAAGGAAGGAAGAAAUUUUCUGAAGGAAGGAAGGAUAAAAAUGGGGACAUUAGCAAUGUUUCUACAGAAAUAAAAAUUAUGACAAAGUACUGAAAACAGUCGUACACCAGCAAAUUGGAUAACCAAAUGAGAUGGACAAAUUCCUAGACACACAAAACCAACCAAGACUAAAUCGUGAAGAAAUAAGGAAUCUGAAUAGCUCUAUAAUGAGUAAGAUUGAAUCAGAACUCAAAGAUGUCCCAACAAAGAAAAGCCUUGGGCCUCAUGGCUUCACCAGUGAAUUCUACUAAACAUUUAAAUAGCUAACACCAACCCUUCUCCCCACUAGAAGGUCACUUUGUGAGCAGCCUUACCAGACAGCCUUCAGACAACAGAAUGGCCUUUCUGAAGAAGCUGUUUAAGGUCUUUGGGGCAGUCAACAUCUCUGACCACAUAUUGGAGUCUGUCUCCACUCUCUGUCAUCAACCCUUUGUCUUGGGAAGAGUCGAAGCUUCUUUCGAGUAGGAACUGGGUUAUCUUCUAGGUUAUGGAUAUGACGAUACAAUCUUAGUAAUUUCCCAUGGAGGAAGCACUCACCACGGGUCUCCUUUCACCCACAUAACCUUGGGUGAAGUAGGUGCUUUUCUCCCCAUUUUACAGAUGAGGACACAAACUGGGAGACAUAAACCACUUUGCCCCAGUCAUAGAGCCAGCACUUGAAUUUGGGUCCCUUGGACUCCAAAGUCACCUCUCUGUCUGCUACUCGGUACUUGCACCUCUGUGCUCAGGGCUGCAUAUAUGGUAGGUGGUCAGGAAAGUUUUUUUCUUUUUUUUUAAUGUAGAUGGGAGAUUCAUACUUUAUUUCUCCAGUGAUGUAUUUAGAGAGGAAUAUAAAUUAAAGGCCUACUUGAACACCAAAGCCAGGUCCUUUAGAUGGUUCAGUCAAAGAGGUAAGAUAUCCCCCAUGCCCCCACCCGGCUCACAAGAGAAGCAUCCACUCCUUGGCCCAGGUUUAGGGAUUUUGCCAGCUUUGAGUUCAUCAGUAUCCUUCAGUAUCCUUAGGUGUCAGAUCUUCAUAGUAUUGUCAUUUAUUUGAACCAUCUGUGCAUUUACGCAGGCCCCUAAAGAUUCCACUUCUGUAAAGAGUGGAAAGUUUGUCAGGUAUAGUAGCCUCUCCAACCUUUAUUCCAAGCUUUUUCUGAAUGGCCUUCCAAUAUGCUCUCAGAGUUUCCAGGCAUGCAAGGCCUAGGGGUGCAGACUUGACUAUGAUACUUUCCAACUGUCUUUUGAUGAUACAUUGUAUAAAAAGUUGCUACCUCAUAUACUCUCCUUGGAGGUACUUGUAAAAUGUCUGCUACCUUGUUCAUAGCAGAGAUGGUCAGCCAUCCGUUUUGUCUUUGGGCUAAAUCCAGGACUGGAAGCACAGCUGCUGCUUUCUGCCCUCUUGGGUAGUUUUUUUUGUUUUUUGUUUUUUACAACUGCCUCCACCCUCUUAUAGUUUUCUGGUGUGAAAUCAGAUGGAGUAGCUGGGUGAUCCUCCAGGAUUUGUGCAUAGGAGUAUCCCUGUGUGCAAAAUGAGGCUCCUCCAGCUCCAUUCUGCACAGCCGGCUUAUGCAGAUUCCUUUUAUGUCUUCCCCACUGGGCAGUGAGGCCCACCGCUGUUCAGGAAACCUUGAUCAAAUGAAUGUUGAAGCAACAGCCUGGAAAUGUGGAGACCAGUGGAGGUGGCAAGUUUCCCAGCAGUAACUCCAGUUGGGAGGAAUAAUGAAUUCACUGGCCACUAGAGGUCAGAAUUUUCAAGUCCUUGUUAGCCCAGAACCACUGCCUGUGACCCUCUGUCCCUUAGAGCUGGAAAGGACUUCAGAGUUGCCCCAGCCCCACUCCCCAUGGGUCAGAAAACUCAAGCUUGAAGAUGCCAUGAUUUGCCCAAAGCCAUGAAGGUGCGCUGAAUCCCUACCAUGCUUUUCCCAACACCAUGAACCCUUUCGAGCACUUUCCUGGAGCUAAAGCAUUUUAUCAUCUGAAAACGUUCAAGUGACUGUGCAGAGCCCUAGUGUGCCAGGUGCUAGGGGUAUGACAGUGAGAGCCUAGCCCCGUGAAUGGGUCUUUAGUGGAAACUGGGGAGGAUUUGUUUCCAGGAAUGAAGUUUGACUUUGACUUAAUGUUAUAAGUAAAGUUUUCAUCAUGAUCCAUAAGUUAUUAAAUCUGUUAUAAAGUUUAUUUCAAAUAUAUGUACUCACAUACACAUAUAUAAUUGACUAUAAAAUUUCUCAAUAUUUAUCCUGCCUAAAAAUGCAAUACCUUCUGUAAUUUCAUAUUCUAGUCUGCCUUAGUCUGUUUGGUAAGAAAAGAAUGCUAUUUACAACCCACUAAAUUGAUUUCAUGAUCCUCCGAUGGCUGUAACUUCAAGUGUGAAUACCGCUACUCUAAAUCAUUGAUUUCAGCUAGGAAAGCAGUCACUCACUCUGAACUGUUACAAAUGGUCUCAGCGUAGGGUAGACAGUGAGCGCUAUCACAGACAGACUUUUUGGAAGACUAGGCAAAGAGGAGUGAGAACAGGCCAAAGAUAGUAAGCCCUUCAUCGCCACUGCUGUCCCAUCGUUCAGGAUUAUGGAAGGAAUGAGGCUGCUGCAAGCCGGCUCCACUGUCAACUUCAAGAGAGUCCCACCUGGGAUACUAGGAGUUUAGCACUGAAUACAUACACUGGUACAUGCAAUGUCAUUAGAAAAAAAGGAUUAUCAAGCACUCAAAACCCACUGGGUUAUGAAUAUAAAAUUAUUGGAUAGGAAUCCUGAAAGGUUGAAGCCUUGCAUCCCUGAGCCAUGGUCCAUGGCACAGACCUGAAAAGAGGUGUUUUGGGUUUUUUCACCAAUGAGCUAGGCCAAUACAUCUCCUACUUUAAUGUGCACGAGAAGAAUCAUCUGGGAAUCUUACUAGGAUGCAGGUUCUGAUUUAGGAAAUAUGGAGAAGGGCUUCCAUUGAGAGGAGAGGACAGGACAGGAGAGAGAGGAGGACCUGACAGGUGUGUCCAAGCUUAGCCAACUCCCUUUUUCCUGCAGACGUGGAGAAGGGCUGCCACUUCCUGCACAUCUUGGCCUGUGCUCGCCUGAGCCUCAGCCCAGGCCUGAGCGAACCUGUGCUACGGCACGUGCUGGAGCUCCUGGAGGACCAGAGUGACAUUGUCAGCACCUCAGAGAACUACUACACAACAUUCUGAGGAGAGGCCAGCAGGUGGCAUGAACCUGGCGGACGAGGAGGAGGACCAGGUGGCUUUCACCCCAGACUCCAGUUUUAACAUCAUGCCCAGCCUUAUAGGUCUGGGGGCAAUUAUCAUAAUAAACUAUGAAAUAUGGUAAUUUGAGGAAUGGAAUUUGGCAUAAACUCUGGAGGGUGUCUUCAACCUACUAUCUCUGGGGAUAAAAUGACUUGGCCAUGAUGUACAAGAAAACGUUCCUCAUUGGCCUCCUGGCUGGACCAAAGAGCAGCAGAGCAAGAACCAGUGUUGGCAGCUGAACUGAUUGGAGGCUCUUUUGUAAAGGGGCAUCCGUGGCAAAGGGCCAUGUGCUGUGCAAGCUGAAGAGCAUGCAGAUCAACAGAUCGGACCCUUUCUUAAACUUCAGACCAUCAGGGACUUUUUCGUGGACUUCUCUUGAUGGUUAAGAACCUGGUGUAGGGGAAUAAUUCUCCCUGGAUAAGUGUUGACCUACAGUUUCUGCAAGUCACACACCAGCAAUGGGUCCAGAGUCCUGGGUUGAAUUCUGUUUACAGACUGACCCAUAGAUGGGAAUAAACAGGAUCCAAGGCA